This is a messenger RNA of Lontra canadensis (Northern American river otter), 1263 nucleotides long. RefSeq names its product superoxide dismutase [Mn], mitochondrial. The coding region runs from base 118 to 786 and encodes 222 amino acids. Gene Ontology annotation, molecular function: superoxide dismutase activity; metal ion binding. The transcript has 5 exons. NCBI's taxonomy places the organism in Eukaryota, Metazoa, Chordata, Mammalia, Carnivora, Mustelidae. The record is from RefSeq and is a predicted model, not a curated record. Gene Ontology annotation, biological process: superoxide metabolic process. Gene Ontology annotation, cellular component: mitochondrion.
GGGCCCGUGGAGGUCGGCCGUGUCCUUGCGGCGCGGCGAGGGGUAAGCGUGUGUGUACGCCGGGCGGUCGGCGCGGCCACUCGGUCUCUGAGGUGUAGUCCGCGGGCAGAGCUCACCAUGUUGUCCCGGGCAGCGCGCAGCGCGAGCAGGACGCUGGUGCCGGCGUCUGGGUCGCUGGGUUCCAGGCAGAAGCACAGCCUCCCCGACCUGCCGUACGAUUAUGGCGCCCUGGAGCCUCACAUCAGCGCCCAGAUCAUGCAGCUGCACCACAGCAAGCACCACGCGACCUACGUGAACAACCUGAACGCCGUCGAGGAGAAGUAUCUGGAGGCGCUGGAGAAGGGUGACGUUACAACUCAGGUAGCUCUUCAGCCUGGGCUCAAGUUCAAUGGUGGAGGCCAUAUCAAUCAUUCCAUCUUCUGGACCAACCUGAGCCCUAAGGGUGGUGGAGAACCCAAAGGAGAAUUGCUGGAAGCCAUCAAACGUGAUUUUGGUUCUUUCGACAAAUUUAAGGAGAAGUUGACCACUGUAUCUGUUGGCGUCCAAGGCUCAGGUUGGGGUUGGCUUGGUUUCGAUAAGGAACAGGGACGCUUGCAGAUUGCUGCUUGUUCUAACCAGGAUCCACUGCAAGGAACAACAGGUCUUAUACCACUACUGGGGAUCGAUGUGUGGGAGCAUGCUUACUACCUUCAGUAUAAAAAUGUCAGACCGGAUUACCUAAAAGCUAUUUGGAAUGUAAUCAACUGGGAGAAUGUAACGGAGAGAUACAUGGCUUGCAAAAAGUAAAACAUGAUCAUUACAUUUAGCAAAAUAAGCUUCUCACAACUAUUUUUGUAGUAGUGCAGAGUACCGUAGUAUGCCAGUAAGCUGCUUUUUUGUAGCAUUUCUUAAUGUAGCUUGUUCAAGCAUUUGAUGAACAUGAUUUAAUGCUAUGAAUUUCUUGUUUUCAAAUUUUGUUAUUGGGCGACUGAAAAUAGUAAGUGCUUUGUUUGAUUUAGUCUUUUGGUUGAACAUCUUCUUCUGAGAGCUGAAACAGCCAGCAGGUUAUAAUUGCCAUCAUAAAACUGUCAAAAAGAUCUCAUCCCUGUCCUCUUAGGGCCUCUGGGGAAGCCUUUUUGCUCCUGUUCUGUUGCACUUGUAGAAAACCUGGUCCUUUGCCCAGUUGUUUAAUGAUAAAAGGUUAAAUUUGUUUCCCAAGGGAAAUGUUCAGUUUUUCUAUUGAAAAUUGCUCUUUUUUGUAAGUAAUCUGUCUAGUAGUACUUG